This is a messenger RNA of Triticum dicoccoides, 2026 nucleotides long. RefSeq lists its product as uncharacterized. NCBI's taxonomy places the organism in Eukaryota, Viridiplantae, Streptophyta, Magnoliopsida, Poales, Poaceae. Bases 478 to 1851 code for a protein of 457 amino acids. The record is from RefSeq and is a predicted model, not a curated record. The transcript has a single exon. Gene Ontology annotation, molecular function: protein binding.
UGUGACCUGUGCAAAGGCGACCUGCCCCCACAACGCAGCCGCCUGCGACGAAGACGGCGGAGCCAAGCACCUUCUCACCGCCACCUUCCACUGCUAAUACCACCCCGCCUCCUGCAUCCCAUUUACCGCCGCCGACGAAGCCCAAGCUCGCCGGCGCUACCGUCUGGCUACACAGCGGCGGGCAAUUAGUUGGUUCUCCUCUCCCGUCGUUGGGGGGCAUACGAGGCGCAGUGGAGUAAUUGCUCGGAUUCGAAUUCCAGAUCUUUUCGGAGUUUCUACGGAACAAGUCCCGGCCGUUUCCUCCUUGGAUCCGGACUCCCUUCUUCUAAUCGGAUCACAGGUGAGGCCUCGGCUCGUUUGGAUAUAAGUGCAGCCAGCCCUCGGUGUGCUUCUUCUCAGAUUAGUUUCAAGCAAGUUCAAUUGGUUUGCCGCUGAAGCAACUCUUCUCCCACAAGACCUGCUUUUGCAAUUGCUCCAAUGGAGGUCUGUAGCGUAGCCAGGAUAACGAGCUUUGCUCAUUUUGGCCUGAAAAUUUUGCCUAAGCUCCUGUCUCUUUCUCCCGGUUCAUUGGGGAAAUUCAGAAAGGUCUCACCAGCGAUGGAAACUGAAACUGUGGUGAGAAACUCGCCGGAGCUGCCGCAGGAUGUAUUGAUGGACAUAUUUUCACUCCUGGAGAUACCUGACCUCAUGCGUGCUGCCUCUGUCAGCUCCUCCUGGCGCUCCGCCUGUACCAGCCUCUGCAGCCAGCUUGAGCUGUACAAACGUCCUCAGACGCCUUGCCUCCUCUACACCUCUGAAUCUGCUGGUGAGAACGUAGCUUGUCUCUACAGCCUCGCGGAGAAGAGGGUCUACAAUUUAACUCUCCCGGAUCCACCCAUCCGCAGCAGGUAUAUUAUUGGGUCAUCACAUGGUUGGCUAGUUACCGCGGAUGACAAGUCUGAGCUACAUCUUAUCAAUCCGGUCACUGGCCAGCAGAUUGCUCUCCCGUCGGUGGUCACCAUUGGUUAUGUAGAGCCAAUCUUUGACAAUGCAGGCACAGUUAUUAUGUAUAUAUUGCGGCAGCAACUUUACGAUCCGGACUUAGACCCCGAAAUGGUUGGUCCCAAAAUGUUCCCCCAUGCUCCCGACAAGCUUCGUUACCAUGUCUACAUCAGGGUAUUUAUCUUUCUGGAUCCAUCCACAGGAAGCUACAUUGUGGUUCUCAUCCAUGGUCCAGGAUGUCAGCUUUCGUUUGCAAGGGUAGGAGAUUGUAAGUGGACCUUGCUGACGCCGGAUUGGGACUAUGAUCAAUGCAUCUACAUGGAUGGUCUAUUGUAUGCAUCCACAAGAGCCGGAAGAAUGGAUGCUUUUGACCUCACUGGUCCUACCGCCACGAGGAAUAUAAUUGCAGAUGAGAUUGCCAUUCACAGUUCUGAGUACAGGGGCGAAUUCUACCUUCUUCAGGCUCCAUGGGGUGAUCUGCUGCAAGUUUGCAGGAAGGCUGAACUCAUAGAUGCGGGCUAUGAGGAGCUCAUAGUUAAAACUAAUAAAAUCUUGUUACACAAAGUCGAUAUGGAAGCACAAGAGCUUGUGGAAAUAAAUAGCUUGCAUCAUAACGUGUUGUUUCUUGGGCGUAACCAGUCUAUAUGCCUUAGUGCUGAAGAAUAUCCGCAAGUGAAGGCAAAUUGUGUCUAUUUCGCAGAUGCUGAGCAAUAUAAUUGGAUGUAUAAGACGAAUCCCCGGGAUAUAGGUGUUCUCAACCUUGAAGAUGGCAGUAGGGAGGAAAUUGUGUCCCCGCUUUGGUGCAGCUGGCCGAGUCCCAUAUGGUUAACACCCAGUCUUACAGUGUUGAAUCUGUCAUUGUACGAAUAGGUAGCUUUUCUUAAUUAUGUACCUUGAUUAUGGGGUCUGUCGACCAAGUUUGCCAUUCUUUUGCGGGCAGAUGCUAUGACAACGGAAGCAUGUUCAGUCUAUCUCUUUUUUCGUAUAUUGUUUGCUGUAAUGAAACUAUGACCGGAAAAUAAAUAUUAGGAAUGGAAAUGGUGCU